This is a messenger RNA of Hydractinia symbiolongicarpus, 1578 nucleotides long. RefSeq lists its product as uncharacterized. The coding region runs from base 1 to 1221 and encodes 406 amino acids. Gene Ontology annotation, molecular function: nucleic acid binding. The record is from RefSeq and is a predicted model, not a curated record. The transcript has a single exon. Gene Ontology annotation, biological process: DNA integration. NCBI's taxonomy places the organism in Eukaryota, Metazoa, Cnidaria, Hydrozoa, Anthoathecata, Hydractiniidae.
AUGCAUUCGAUAUCAAGGAGGAUCAAGGCAAAACAGAUGUCACCAUUGCCGAAAAGCAGAGUUACUGUGUUACCACCUUUCACCAGUACAGGUAUUGAUUACUUUGGACCACUCUACGUAAAGAAAGAAGGCCAUCAAAAGAAAGUCUGGAUUUGUCUCUUUACUUGCACAGCUGUUCGAGCCGUGCAUCUGGAAGUAGUUGAAGAUAUGUCAGCAGAAUGUUUUCUUGAUGCACUACGUCGAUUCGUGGCAAGAAGAGGAAAACCUGAUGAGAUUAUCACUGACAACACGAAACAAUUUAAGACAGUUCAGAAUACAAUUGAUACUGCCUGGGCGAACAUCCUGGCAGAUCCAACAGUACACAGUUAUAUGAGUGAAAAACGAAUCAAGUGGAAGUACAUCAUCGAACUUUCGCCUUGGAUGGGAGGGUUCUACGAAAGACUAGUCGGGACUACAAAGAUGGCAUUAAAGAAAAGCAUUGGUAGGCUUCAUCUAACGUCAACACAAUUACAAACCAUCAUCACUGAAAUCGAAGGAGUAGUCAACAGUCCACCACUAGUUUAUAUAGACAACGACAUAGAGAACGAAGUGCUAACACCUGCACAUUUCCUUUCACUGAAUCCGAAAACUGGAACACCGAUACUUAAAGAAGCUGACGAAGAUGACGACCGAGAUGACCCCAACUACCAGAACGAAGAAAUGUCCACCGCGAAAAAAUUAUUAGAAACAUGGAAGAAAGGAAAUCGACACUUGGAACAGUUUUGGAAAAUAUGGAGAGAUCAAUACUUAUUAAACCUUCGAGAACGCAGUCAAAGAUUCAACAAACAGCCACGAAUACAGAAUUUAAAAGAAGCAAAAGUCGGAGACAUAGUACAAAUGAAAGAUGCAGCACCAAGAGGCACAUGGAAGAUUGGACGAAUUGUUGAAAUGAUCAAAAGUCAAGACGGAGAGGAGAGAGCUGCUCGAAUUCUUAUGCCAAACAAAAACGUACUACAAAGAUCGAUUGUACAUUUGUAUCCACUGGAAUGUGAUGAGGACGAGAGGGACAACAAGGACCAGCGAGAUGACAAUCAACAGCAACACUUUCAAGACGCAACAUCUUCGGCUGCAGAUUACAACGAGAGCAAAGACAUAGAACAUUCUAACACAAAUAGACCACGCCGAAGAGCAGCACAAGAAGCACGAGACCGAAUCGUUGAACAAACGCUACCCGAUAAUUAAUCGAUAGACGGGCAACUUUCUCGGUGUUGGGCAUGUCGCGAAUACGAGAUUAUUCUGAAACAUUCAAAGUGCUGAGUAGACAUAACAAACUAACUAGAACAUUCGAAGAAUGAUUUAGCGCAUGAUAUUCGAACUCUACUGAACAAUAGACCUUUGUUUUGUUUAUAAUAGGAACCUUCGGAAAAGAACAUUCUAGAACAUUAUUUUUAGUAUAUAUAUAGACAGAAAACGGCAUUUGUCAAGUUAAGUUAAAAGGGUUGCAUUAUGAAGAACGAAAUAUAAGAAGUUAUAAAAUCAAGGCUAACUCGUUGAUCUGUCGCAACAUUAAUUACACGUAUUUUUUAUGGGAAACUUAAC